AUGAAAUAUGAAAUUUACUCUUGUAAUGUGGAGCUAAGGGUUCAUCAUAUAUGUUCUCCUGGAGCUCGUCUCACAAGUAAUAAUUACCUAUACUUAUCGAUCAAGCUAUUUGAUGCGCCAAAGAGAACUGAAUUGCUGUUGCCGUGUUUUCCACUACUGGUAGAUGAAAACCUUCAUUUUAAUAAAAUAUUUUAUCCUGAUAACACUAAUGUGUCCUUAUACGAUGUUCUGAAGGGUUGUAAGAUCAACAUAGAACUUCGAGAAGACCCUCAUAAUUCAACAUCAGUGAAGCUUUUGGGUUUUUACUCACACGAUGCAUGGAGAUUUUUGGUCAGAUCAGCAUGCAAACGACGAAGUAGUGUUACAAGGGAAAUAUUCCUUAGGAGAACAGUUGACUUCGCAGGGCCACCUAUUCGGAUGAAGAUAACAGCGAAAACAACCAUUGAAAAAGUUCCAAUAGAAUGUUUUGAUCAGUUGAAUGAGAAAUCAAUAAAUUAUGAUAUUAUACUUCCUGAUAGAGGCCAUCUAUCAAAUAAACAGUAUAUCUUUACCAAUACAUCUAAUGAAUACGCGUUAAUCAAUCAAAACUGUUCACGUGAUACACAGUCUUUCAUCUCUGCAACAAGAAUCUUAUGUGGUGAUAAUACUAAAGAAAGUAAAAAAUGGAAGACUGAAAAACAAAAAUUGAGAUCGAAUCCUGUAGAAAUUCUAUUCACAUCGUCAUCACCAACAGAAAAGUUACAAGCUGAUGAUGAUGAGCAAAUAAUCUACCCAGCUGACAGACUGAGAUUGCCCAAUCUACGUCUGAUAAUGACAAAUGAACAAAUGGAUAUGGCAGAAUGA
Heterobilharzia americana is the source of this 843-nucleotide messenger RNA. The record is from the annotation of a GenBank genome assembly. Lineage: Eukaryota; Metazoa; Platyhelminthes; Trematoda; Strigeidida; Schistosomatidae.